Egretta garzetta (little egret) is the source of this 443-nucleotide messenger RNA. Its product is annotated as periplasmic beta-glucosidase-like. NCBI's taxonomy places the organism in Eukaryota, Metazoa, Chordata, Aves, Pelecaniformes, Ardeidae. The transcript is spliced from 2 exons. Gene Ontology annotation, biological process: carbohydrate metabolic process. The annotation marks the transcript as partial. The record is from RefSeq and is a predicted model, not a curated record. Gene Ontology annotation, molecular function: hydrolase activity, hydrolyzing O-glycosyl compounds.
AUGGAGAACUACACCAUGGAGGGGCGGACGUACCGGUACUACGGGCAGGAGGCCCCGCUCUACCCCUUUGGGUACGGGCUGUCCUACACCACCUUCCAGUACCGGGACCUGGUGUUGAGCCCCCCAGUGCUGCCCCUCUGUGCCAACCUCACCGUGUCCGUGGUGCUGGAGAACACGGGGCAGCGGGACGGGGAGGAGGUGGUGCAGCUGUACCUGCGGUGGGAGCAGUCAUCCGUGCCGGUGCCCCGCUGGCAGCUGGUGGCUUUCCGCCGCGUGGCUGUGCCGGCUGGCCAGGAGACCAAGCUGUCCUUCCAGGUGGCGGCCGAGCAGCGUGCCGUCUGGGCACAGGACUGGCGCCUCGAGCCUGGCGCCUUCACCCUCUUUGCCGGUGGGCAGCAGCCGGGCCAGCAGACGCGGGCACCCUCGGAGGUGCUGAGCACGCG